CAACGGGGCUCAGUUAGAAACGAAAUUCAUUGUUGUCAGCAGCUCUGCCCUUGAACUCUCCUAGCUUGAGGAAGCACGCUUAGCACCAAGAUGUAUUCGAUUCCACCACAGAGUGCAAAGGCAACGCAGACGGAAGCGCAGCCAGUUUUUCAGCAACAAUGCGUUCCUCUGAUGAUGGUCGAUGAGGAUGGCAAGAAGAGGUAUUGCUAUCAUGGCGGCAAAUGUCGUUGCCAACAAUGCGAGAUCAUACGGCAAAAGCAACUGGAUGCAUUGGAUGCGAAUCUGGAUGCAUUCCUACCGCAUAGCCGUCUCCAUUUGGAGCCAUCGAUUCGGCAGGCGAAGCGCAAGCAAUACAGCUUGCAGGCCACAUACGUUUCACCGGAAAUGGGCAAAAUGAUCCUCGAGGAUCAUUUGCGGCUUAUUAAGGAAGUGCCCACAUACUAUUUGCCGGACAAAUAUUCAAUGAAAAAUCUGUGGAAGUUUGAGAAUCCGCGGGAGAAGAGCACCCAAACGGAAGUUCUUAUUGGCAGCUAUGGGGUCGAUGGUUGUCCGUGCACGGAUAAGAGCGUGUGCUGGGACAUAUAGAGGGGCAAGAGUUGACUGUCCAAAGAAUAUCAUAUAUAUGUUAUCAGAUACAAACAACAGUUGGGAGAAUAAAAAGUUUCGA
Molecule: messenger RNA, 667 nt
Organism: Drosophila hydei
Lineage: Eukaryota; Metazoa; Arthropoda; Insecta; Diptera; Drosophilidae
Exons: 1
Coding region: 91-585 (164 amino acids)
Source: RefSeq, a predicted model, not a curated record